AUGCUAUUAAUUACACUUAUAUCAAUAUUUUUAGCAGGGGCGAGUGCUAAAGAUGCUGAAAACACCUGCGUUUCUUUAGCCACCUCGAAAACUUGCUCAGCAUUUUCUCAGUUCUACGUUGGAUUGCCGGGACUUGCGUACGAUUACCCCUUCUUGAUCAAUACAACCACUAUUGAAGAGUUUGAUGAACGAUUGCUCGAAUAUGUCAAUUCAACAAGUGAUUACUUGUUUCCAUUAGGAUGUCUCAGUUCUAACUAUAACCCAACUAUUCCGUAUGCUCGGUAUUCCCUGACGAGACUAUGCGUUGGCAUGAUACAAGAUCCAAGCUACUCGUUGCCAUGCAAUUUCGAUAAUGGACUGAUACCGCCCCCUCUGUGUCAAUCCACCUGCUAUGAAUGGGUCGACAGCAUCACUCGCAUCACUCAGAACCCUCGUGUGUGUUCAGAUUCAAUACAGAGAAAUGCAUCACUGGCCUCGUUCACUGAUCAGUGCAAUACAUGGGAGGGUUAUAACGGGACCAUUGCCGAAAAUUGCAUAUCUGGUAUAGCAAAUGAACCUUAUUCGUGUGGGUUUGGUAAUAACACUAGUGUAGCCUGCGCUUAUUGUCAAACGCACACCAAUGACGAGUGCUGUCAACAAGUAACGUACUGCAGCUCGUCUCUGUCUGCUGGCGCCAUCGUCGGCAUUGUUAUUGGUAGUCUGGUGGGUGCAGCAUUGAUCGUAUUUGGAGCCAUUUGGUACUACUGCAGAAAGAGACACCAUAAGCACGUCAAUCCCUUCACGCACUUUUUACCAUCCACAAGCACGUCAGCGACACUCACAGCCCAGCAGCAGCAGCAGCAGCAGCAGCAGCAGCAGCCUCCACCGCCACCGCCACCCUUAUCACAGCACCAACAACGAUUCACAACAACAGCAGCAUCCACACUCACGGGCACACUCAAUGGCGGUGUGAUGGUCAAUACAUCUACAUUGAACAAGAUCGACUCGCCCUUCAUGAAUGAUAAAAUGGAGAUCACGAAUGAAUACACAUUUACCAAUAUACCUGCUCCAUUGAGGCCAAGCCUUGAAAACAACAACACACACCUUAAUGAAGAGUUCUUUGUGGUGGUCCAUGCCUAUCCGCCACAAUUGCCUGACGAAUUGGAACUCAAUGCUGGUGAUAUCGUCUGUUUAGCGUUGUACUUUGAUGAUGGUUGGGCAUUGGGCUACAACGUGACAACAGGCAAAAAAGGUGCCUUUCCGUUGGUCUGUAUAUCCCCUGCGCCUCAAGAAAGCCUAGACCAGCUACUACAAAUGGACUCAUCACUGCCGACUACCAUGAUGGAUGCUAGUCAGACCAACACCACCAAUUUGCAAAUGACCAUGGAAAAGAUCAGGGAGAACGUACGCCGAUCACUCAGCCUGAAUUCAUACAACAACUAUAGCAUUCAUUCAUCCAACUCAUGCAACAACGACAUGCAUCACAGCAACACCAUUCCCAAAAGAUCUGCUAGUUACAAAUCUUAUGAUUAUUUCGAAAUAGAUAGCCCCUCUUCUCCCACUUUACAUACUCCUUUUUUCGAUGCCAAUGCCACACCUCCUCUUACUACACGUCCUGAACAAACCAAUAAUACGCUCAAUGCCAGCUCACAGAGGCAGCCAGCGCCGUAA
Messenger RNA from Mucor velutinosus, 1650 nucleotides. Its product is annotated as Septin spn4. The transcript has 2 exons. Gene Ontology annotation, cellular component: cytoplasm. Lineage: Eukaryota; Fungi; Mucoromycota; Mucoromycetes; Mucorales; Mucoraceae. The coding region runs from base 1 to 1650 and encodes 549 amino acids. The record is from RefSeq and is a predicted model, not a curated record. Gene Ontology annotation, molecular function: protein binding.